UUCUGAGAGGUUUACGUCUUGUUCCAAUCAAUCCUUACCACUACUGCAUGGUUAAUAUUUAUCUCAACUAAUCACUCUAGAAAGAUCACGUUCCAUCACUUAGUUUAUGUGUGUAUAUAUGCGCGUAUGAAGAGAAGGAUCCGACCAAACUGCCCACUAAAAACUCUGUUUCAAGUUUACUUCCAUGGCACGUCUUUCUCUGUUUCUGUCCUUUCUCUCUGUAAUAGCUCUGAUCUCUUCCGUAAACGGUCGUGUUUUAAAUUCUUUGUCUGCGGAUAAAUCAAUCUUGGUCUCCGAUGGAUCUCAAGAAGAAUCCAGCUAUGAAAUUCUAACUCUCGAUCCGCCAAAUCGCCUUUCCAAGAAUGCUUGUGUUCAUGUCUACGGGUUUCUGCCAUGUGCAGACAAUGUUGCAGGAUACGUCUUCCAAGUUUUCUCCUUUGGUUGUCUACUGAUCAUCGGUGAAAACUUCUUGUCUGAAGGAAGGACUAAGCUCUUUGUGAUCUUCGAGGUCGGUUUCUACGGCGGAAUUGUGUUCCCUCUCCUUACAAUGUUCACAAGAAUAGCCCUUAUUCUCUCAAGUGGACUAACGGGAAGCCGUGAGAUUGCAAACUCAAUGGUGGAUAAUAACGUUGGAGUUACUGUGGCAUACACUGUCUUUGCUUUGACCAUGCAGUGGGGAGCUUGUGUUGUCUUUGGUUUGUCUGGUUUGGGAUCAGAUCAGUCCAUAAGAAAUGGAGAAGUCCAGAGAAUCUCUUCUGACACAACGAUUCCAAGACGACAACUGAUAAUGAAGAUCGUUGCUGCUGGCGUAAAAGCAGAUCCUAAGAACAAGAAAGCGGCAGGGAUCAUGCUCCUGACUUUAUUGCCUUUCGUCAUGGUCACACUUUCAGAGAUGUUUGAUUCCAAAUCUUGGAAAGAUCGUAUAGUUUUGAUCACUCUAAUAAUCUCUGGUUCUGCAACUGUUGUCUACUUUCUUUAUUCGUAUUUUGAUACAGCAGACCAAGAGAAGAGCUUAGAUCGUGCAAGGUUUGAGCUCAUGUCAGAAGUACAUAAGCAUUUGCAGAAUUUUUCACCUCAAAGCUUUAUUAAAAAUGGACAAUUAAGUAAAGAGAGCUUGCACAGAUUGUUUGAAAAGAUAGAUGUAAACAAAGAUGGAAAGAUCCAAGUGUCAGAGCUUAAGGAUCUGACUGUGGAGUUUGGGAUGCUAGGACGAAUGAAGUGUGACAUACAUGAGCUUGCUACAACAUUGCUUGCUGAUUUCGAUAGCGAUAGUGAUGGUGAGAUAGAUGAGAUUGAAUUCGAGAAAGGAAUCUCACGAUGGCUCAAACAGUACAAGUUUAGUUUCGAUAGCACCGAGUGUCAAAGAGAUAACCGAGCUGAGGAUAGAGUUUUGAGGAUGGAACAACCAAAGGAAAGUCUUGUAGCUAAGUUGCUCUCCCAGAGAACCAUGAGAGCUACAAUUGAAGUUAUUGUAGGGAUUUUAAUUGUCCUAUUUCUUGCAACGCCUUUCAUGGCGAACAUCGAGCUUUUGUCUAAAUCAGCUGGAGUUCCUUCCUUCUAUGUUGUCUUUGUAGUGAUCCCUUUGGCAAGAAACCUAAGAAACGCUUUGACUGCUCACUUCUGUCGCAAGAAAGACAAGGCUAGAGUUACAUCAGAUACAUUCUCUGAGAUAUACAAGGAUGUUACGAUGAACAAUCUGCUGGGAAUUUCGAUUAUAUUAGCGAUUGUAUACACAAGAGGAUUGACUUGGGAUUACUCUACUGAAGUUCUGAUUAUUGUGAUCGUUGGCCUCAUAAUAGGCGUACCGGCCUAUGUUAGAUCAACUUAUCCGUUUUGGAUAUGUGUCUUGGCAUUUGCUCUCUACUUCUUUUCACUUGUCCUCGUCUAUCUUCAUUUUAAUUCUCGAGACAAGAUCGGAACGCUCACCUCUAACAUAUAGUCACUGAAUGUUUCCAAGUUUUUUCUCUCUCUGAAGAUUUUGUGCUUUUCUUCCCUUUAGAUUCACAGUAAGUAUUUUUAAAGUUCCGUCUGCGUUGUAUGUUUACGAGCUCUAUGGUGUUAAACAUUUCGAGAUAAAAUAAUGUUUCAGACUUUGUUAA
Messenger RNA from Brassica oleracea var. oleracea, 2099 nucleotides. RefSeq lists its product as uncharacterized. The coding region runs from base 185 to 1939 and encodes 584 amino acids. The record is from RefSeq and is a predicted model, not a curated record. Lineage: Eukaryota; Viridiplantae; Streptophyta; Magnoliopsida; Brassicales; Brassicaceae. Gene Ontology annotation, molecular function: calcium:proton antiporter activity; calcium ion binding. Gene Ontology annotation, biological process: intracellular calcium ion homeostasis; calcium ion transmembrane transport. Gene Ontology annotation, cellular component: membrane. The transcript is spliced from 8 exons.